This is a messenger RNA of Dermacentor andersoni, 693 nucleotides long. The record is from RefSeq and is a predicted model, not a curated record. NCBI's taxonomy places the organism in Eukaryota, Metazoa, Arthropoda, Arachnida, Ixodida, Ixodidae.
UCCACGAAAGAAUAGGGCGUGACCCAUAUUUGUGAAUGUAUAAAUAACCAAACAAAUCAAAAAUUGACGUUCGCGUCUUCAUCGCUGUUCAUGCGCAAUACCUAGUCCCAGCUUUAUCGACACAGGGAAAGAAAACAAAGGCAAGGCCAAGCGAUCAAUGUACGUUGAGGGACGAAUAUCGGACGCCAUAGUUAUCCGAUGAAGGGGUCCCUUUAAGGUUGUGUUCUACGCUGGAAAAGGCAAUGGUCAGCAUAAUAGGGAUACUACCGAUGAUGGUCGCUGUAUACCGGGCGCUGCCUUGCUCAGCUGAAAACGCCCCCGCAGAAGCUCCGUGGAAGGACAUGAACCUCAAGGACAACGAAACUAUAAUGAUAGCGCAACAAGCUAUGGACUUUGCCAACAACCGAGGCUUUCAGUACCAAUACGUCUUGGAAGUGCGGAGCGCUAAGUUCUCGGAAGAAGGAGAUAAGCAUUACUACAUCCUGACGUACACGACAGUCCCAGCGUACUGCACUACGUCCGCCCCGUUCGUAAGGGAAAAAUGCAAGCCUCUGGAUUACCUGGCCAGCGACGAGUGCACUGCUUAUAUGUUAAUGGUACCCAAAGAAGAAUUCGUCCAGGUGACAAGAAUGGAAUGCCACGAAAUAGAGCCACACGACAGUCAUACUAGAAUAAAAGAUGAAUAGCCAUUCC